AAACUCUCAAUGUUGCUAUAAAAGUGGGCCCACACACAGCUGAACAGCAGACGCCACCAUGGCUGAGUUUGGUCAGGAACCCAAACCUGGAGACCUGAUUGAGAUUUACCGCUUUGGCUACAAGCACUGGGCCAUCUAUGUGGGAAACGGUUAUGUAAUCCACCUGGCUCCUCCAAGUGAGUACGCAGGGGCUGGCUCCAGCAGCGUCUUCUCUGUUCUGAGCAGCAGGGCGGAGGUGAAAUGGGAGCGCCUGAAGGAUGUGGUGGGGAACUGCCACUAUAGGGUCAACAACCUCUUGGACAACAAGUACAGACCACGCCCUGUGAACCAGAUCAUUUACUCCGCGAAGGCAAAGGUUGGUCAGGAGAUGGAAUACAGUCUUGUGUGGAAGAACUGUGAGCACUUUGUCACCAACCUGAGAUAUGGUGAGGCCGAGAGCAGGCAGGUAAGGCCCUCUUUGAGACCAUCCCACCCCUUCCUGGAGGUCUCAUUGGGUUGGGGUGACCAUCUGCUCAGCCAGAGGGGAGAAUCACCAUGAACCACUGGCUGGGAGUCAGGAUGUCUGAGUUCAAAUAUUCAAUCAGCUUUGAUCCACUGGGGGGAGGGUGUCUGUGGACAGGACAUUCCCUCCCUGGGCCUCAGUUUCCCCAUGUGCAGAAGGAGAAGUUGGAUGGAGGACCUCUGGAGGCCUGCCAGUCUGCCUUCUAGGAUCCUUCACCUCUAGGAUCCACCUUAAAGGCAGCUCUUGAUGCCCCCAAAGGAUGUCAGGAAGAGUGUGGGCGAAGUCAACAUCAGGACAGGUCUCCUAAGGCCCCAGAGAACACUCAGGUGAAGGAUGCUCAAGGCCCAUGGGCUUCUGUACAAGCUCAAGGUUUCAUUUAUGGAAGGUCUGGGGCACAGUUUCCACCCCCACCCCCUCUGGCUUCCAUGUUUGUUUUUUGCAAAACACAGCUAAUAAGUCGCAGAGGCAGGAUUCCAACCCCAGCUGUCCUUCUCUAGAGUCUCUUUCUCCCUACCGCCCAGCUGCAGAAACCGCAUGGCCAAUAAUGUCAAGU
This is a messenger RNA of Lontra canadensis (Northern American river otter), 1055 nucleotides long. It is a transcript of the gene PLAAT4, whose product is annotated as phospholipase A and acyltransferase 4. Gene Ontology annotation, molecular function: A2-type glycerophospholipase activity; glycerophospholipid phospholipase A1 activity. The record is from RefSeq and is a predicted model, not a curated record. The coding region runs from base 59 to 538 and encodes 159 amino acids. Lineage: Eukaryota; Metazoa; Chordata; Mammalia; Carnivora; Mustelidae. Gene Ontology annotation, biological process: N-acylphosphatidylethanolamine metabolic process. The transcript has 3 exons. Gene Ontology annotation, cellular component: cytoplasm.